Leptosia nina is the source of this 213-nucleotide messenger RNA. Lineage: Eukaryota; Metazoa; Arthropoda; Insecta; Lepidoptera; Pieridae. The record is from the annotation of a GenBank genome assembly.
AUGAAAGCUAUCUACCUUCUGUUUGUCGUUCUGUCCGUCUUCCUUAUGUUUGAUACCACCAAUGGAAACAAAAUACUUGUAGCCGCCAAGGCUUUCAAAAAGGGCCGAAUGGACCUCAUGCAUCGCGGGAUGUAUGACCGUGCUGUCAACAACCGCGGAGAGUAUGCACCCCCACCAAACACCUACCCACUUCCCCCCUACAGGAUAGAUUAG